AUGCCCAAGGCGGAAUAUCUUCGUCACAACGUAUCGCACGAUGAGCUGGAGACGAAUCCGAAGGAUCUGUCGGCGUUUACGGAUCUCGAGUUUCCUGGGUUCCUGCGUGAUAUGCAAACGUUUUUGGGCAGCCUGAACUAUUAUAGUCGCUUCAUCGAGAAUCAUGCGCUCUACGCGUCUGUACUAUACCAGCUGAGGGAGAUCGCCUAUGCUACGAUGGAGAAGGGCGUCUGGAUCCCCGGUGGAUCCAUGCUCACAGAUCGUUCAAGAUGGAUCGACAAGCUAUGGUGGUUGUAUAUGCCUGUGAUUGGGCAAUCUCCGGUGCAAUUGAUGCAGGAGUAUGCUCAGACCUACUAUCCAGUGAUGUUCGCGAGCCCUACGUUGAAAUCCACCGAGUUAAACUACGGAAUCGCGGAGAAAGAGGUGUUGGCAUUGUUGCGGAUCCUGGAUCUCAACUAUAAUACGUUGUUUGGAAGGCCGACCCGAAUCCAAUGUAUUACAAGGUCGCCUGGGACAGUAGGCCGCGCUACUUUCACCCUGGAUCCUCGAGAUCGUCAAGUGUGCAAGGGCGAGGAUAAGAUCCUGGACAUAUUAGAUGCCAGUAUCACUCCCAGAUCUGAACUCGACGAAGCGCUGAUCUCGAUCGCCCCGAAGAAGGAGCCGAGACGCAAGAUCGAAGCCCCAACCCCGACAGUGAGACCAGAUGAGGAUCUGUAUGUCGCUAGCUUCGACGGAUCCGUCCGUGUCAAGCGAGUGGUGAAGGACAGAUCCGGCUUUGUCGAAGGUUUAACUGUCAAUGAUGCCAAAUAUCAUGACCUUUUGUUAUGCCUUGACUUGCUAGAAGGGACGGAUCCGUUACGACUGGUGAUCCGUGGUUACUCAAACUUGGGGAUCCGCUAA
This is a messenger RNA of Phytophthora megakarya, 900 nucleotides long. Lineage: Eukaryota; Oomycota; Peronosporomycetes; Peronosporales; Peronosporaceae. The record is from the annotation of a GenBank genome assembly.